Molecule: messenger RNA, 164 nt
Organism: Paramecium octaurelia
Lineage: Eukaryota; Ciliophora; Oligohymenophorea; Peniculida; Parameciidae
Source: the annotation of a GenBank genome assembly
AUGAUGUUAUUCUAGAGUACAUAUAUAUUUAUGACUAAAAUGUAGAUUAGGUUAUUUAGUAGAACCAAGUAUCUAAUAUUGUUGAAAAUCAUUUUGAUUCGAAGAUGUUGAAAAAAGGAAAUCGAUUCAAAUCAAUGCUUCAACUAAUAUUUUAUACCUAAUGA